GUGAUUGGUAUAAAAUCCGUGUAAUUUUUUAGUUGCUUUCCACAACUUCCUUUAUCGAAUUGUUGAAAAAGCAUUGAAACUUUAUAAAAUGAAUCAAUAUUUUCUCAUUGUGUGAAUUACACACUAAUUGAUUACAUAGAAUAAAAUAACCUGGGUUCCAAUUUCAUAUUACAAGAAUGGCACCAAAGAAAAACGUUAAUAAAACUCCAACCUUGGAGAAAAAAGCACUAGAGAAAAAAACUCCAAAACCAAGAAUGAAGAAGGAGAAAGCAAAACUUAGAAUUCCGAGUGUAAUUAAGUUGAAAAUACCAGCCACAACAUUAAACAAAACCGUUAAAAAAGAAUCUGCUAAAAAUAUUGCCCCGAAGAAUAAGGCGGCGGCAAAAUUAUCAACGACAAAAUUCUCGAAAAAGCAAUUGGAUACACUGGCAAAGUUGGAACUGGCAAAUGAAGUAGCAAGAGCGCAGUUGCUUAAUAUACCUGUGGCAGUGGACAAAGUAACAUCACCACCAACCACUGCAACGAAAAAAUCUGAAAAGGGAAAGAAAAGAGGAUGUGCCAAAAAAACUCCGCAAAUUGAAAAGCCAACUGCUAUAGAUACUACAGUGUCAUGCCCUUCUGAUUCGGAAGAAGCAAGAGCGCAGUUGCUUAAUAUACCUGUGGUGGUGGACGAAGUAUCCACAACACCAACAACUGCAUCGAAAAAAUCUGAAAAGGGAAAGAAAAGAGGAUGUUCCAAAAAAGCUCCACAAAUUGAAAAGACAAUUGCUACGGAUACUACAGUGUCGUGCCUUACAGAUUCAGAAGAAGCUUUUGAUAUGGCACCUAAAAAGAAAAAAUAUGUCAGGAAAGUUCCUUAUGCACAAGUCAAGAAGAAACCCAUUGUUAAAAGAAAUAACAAAGUUACAGUAAAAACUACGAAUGAACUGCCAAAGAAGAAAAUGAAACAGACUAAAAUCACUGACCUAAAUACUGGUAUAGAGAGUUCUCUAAAAACUAGUGUAAAAUAUUCCAAUAAACCAGUUAAAAAGAAAACUACCACCGAAACUAAACCAAGGACGAGAAGACCGCUCAUUCGUAAAGGUAAGCCCGACGCAGAUACUACAUCAACAAGUGAUGUCCAAAAAUCGCCUUCACUACUAGAACAAUUAGAAAAUAAGUCGCCAAAAAUAGAAAAUGUUGUGUCAAAUGAAUCGCCCGUGAAAGAAAAUUUAGAAGCUUGCACCAUUGGCUCUCGUAAGACUUCGACAACCGGUGUCUCAGAAUGUCUCUCAUGGACCAAAGAUAUAUCAAGUUCAAGCACCGUCACUAGUCUUACUGCAUCUUCCAAUGACUUUGUACGUAUAGAUAAAAAAAUACCUAUUCUCAAACUCACUAACAUAGAUAAUCAAAUCAAAGUAGAAACUUUAAAUAAUCCGCAACCCUCAUCGGAUGCGGGUAGCUCUUCCUCAUCUUCUUCGGGUUCUAACAGUUCUGAAUCUACCCUGAACAGAGAUGCUCGCUCUUUAGAUUUAAGUACAUCGUCAGUAACGCCUACUAAAUCUCGAAAUUCAAAUGGAAACAGUGAAGCAAAUAACCAUAUUAAUUACAUUACUGCCUUAGAUAGGUUAACAGCAAAAUUAAAGACUUUUGAUCUAGAAAUUAUAAAUUGGAUCGGUUAUGAUGAAACAGACCUGAAUAUGGACAUUAAGAAAUUUCAAGAUAAUGUAUUUAGAAUUCUGAAAGAAGAAAGUCAGGUGAUUACUCAUUGUCAACGUCUGAAACAAGUUUUAUCAGAUAACAAUCAAGAAGAUAACGCAAAUGAUUUGAACAAUAGGGAACAAACAGCAGAAAAUACGGGUAACAGUGAUAUCGUAAUUCCGGUGAAUGCUAAUCGGAACAAUAUAUUAGGACAAGGUAUCCGUAAUGAUGAUUCAGUUGGAAAUAAUAAUAACCUUAUCGGUGAAUUGAAAUCUCCGUCAAAAGUAGUAAAUGAUAAUACGAACGGAAAUGGAAACAAUUUCACUUCUGAGAAAUAUAGGUACACGAAUUUCGAAAACAACUAUGACGACGAUGACGCGUUGUCUUUAUUUGCCGAAAGUAUUACUGGGAUAGAAUCAUCUAGAUUGAAUAGUUCCACUGCAUCUGUUAUGUCAAUAGCAAAUAAUAGCACUGGUCAUUUCGAAGAAUAUAUACCGCAGCCGUUGUCAAGGGAACAAUGGGAUUCGGUGAACAAAAUCAGCUACAUACCUUCUAAAAUUGUUAAUACAGACGUGCAAUCUCUGGAUAACAAAAAAACAAUAUGUGAAAAACAUAGAGCUGAUUCUACAUCAAUAACUAAAGAUGUAGAACUGGACAAAAAUGAAAUACCAUUAAACAUUGAAAACAAUCUGAACACCACUGAAAAAGUUUUUAAUCAACACGAUCAGUGUACGAUUAUUGAAAAGAAAAAAAUGCCUUGUUUAAUGUCGUCAUUAUUCAAAUCAUUACACGGUAUUAAGAGUAUAGUUUUCAGAGGGAUGUGUUUCUUCUAUCUAAUAUCUAGUUGCAAGAAUCCUAGGUGUCGGUUUCCACACGUGAAACCAGACUUAAAUGAAAUAUCAAGUAAAUUAGUGAGGCUUAGCGAGGAAGUAUUUAUACAAGAGUAUAUGUUGCUGCGUAACUGGCCAGACCUACGGCGAAAAUAUGGGAUGUGCUUCGUAGAAGAAUGUAAAAGAAGAGAGCUCACUAGGUUCCUUGUGGAGAUGGCGAUAGACUUUUAUAUGAAAGCGAACGAGAACUACAUCGAAGACUGUAAUCUCAGAGUGAUUGUCAUGGAAUGUACCCUCCUGUACCUGAAUACAGUGAAUUUGGCUACUUGCGAAGAUUUACUAUUAUUUAACGUACAGCAGGACUUACUCCUCUGUGACGUUUUCAUGAAAACUAUAGCAGAUACACAAAACUUUUCUAGGUUCAAACAAGUGUUUAUAAAUUUAACUAAUUUUAUUGUGCACCAUGACAAAACUUUCAAUUUAGAUGUCGGAACUCAAAUUCUGGAGCGGGUAUGUAUUUUGCCAUACGAACAAUCUUUGACGGAGGCGCUAAUAGAAAUGAUAAGUCACACCGAUCAAGUUAUAUUUGAUAACUCUAUGAUUGGAAUUUUCGAGAAGCAGCUAUCUUCAAAAAAUAAGGACUUGUAUGAAAAAUUCCUUGCGUGCAAGCAGGCUAAGUUAGAAAGACCGAUGUCAAAAAAUCCAGAAAUACCUCCGUGUAUAAACCCUGACGUUGAGCCUGUGAUUAACACCUCUUUGAUUCACACAGAAAGAGAGAAGAGGUAUACAUCGCCUGACACUACAAAUCUGGAUAACACGAAUAAAUCAACAGAUGAACCGAUCUUCACUCGAACUAUAGAUUUCAACAGAGUGCGAAAUAUCGGUGUUAAUAUACAAAGGAGUUUUAGCAAUUCAAAUUCGACAAUAUCUAAUGAUAGCACUGAGGAAUCGGGACCUCAGAUAACUCCAGUGCCGACGCCUAACUUCCAAACGUGGAAAGGGCAAACUGUCUUCAAUAAAUUCCGCAAUUACUCACGAGCAGCGCCUCCACAAGGGUCUUAUCAGAGACCGCCGCUUAUUAAACGCCGCAUACAUCAGCUGCCAAAUUUUGGACCGAGCCCAUCUGUAUGUAUACAAUGA
Molecule: messenger RNA, 3650 nt
Organism: Diatraea saccharalis (sugarcane borer)
Lineage: Eukaryota; Metazoa; Arthropoda; Insecta; Lepidoptera; Crambidae
Source: the annotation of a GenBank genome assembly